UGUUGGAAUUGGGUGGGUUUAAAAGUGAUUGUUAGUAAACACGUAGGAAGAACUCUGACAAUCUCGAGGCGAGAACUGAAAGCAAGAAGAUAAGCAGGACAAUCUCUGGGUUCCUCGGUGAGCUCCUCACAGACUGCGCUAGCAAAAACCCCUGCGAACAGUCAGCUAAUGCUGGUGAAGCUAUAACUGUACCCGCGCUGGCACAGACUUAGCCGAUUUUAGCCAAGCAGUGCAGUACAGGCGCCUCUGUGUGUGUGUGUGUGUGUGUGUGUGUGUGUGAUUUUUCAGAGAUUUUACACCAUGAAGGUUGAGACACAGUCACGUGAUUUGGGUUGGAACUGACCCAGCACACGUACUCAGAUGUGUGUGAAAGCCCAGGUGAGCACACGAGCGCGCAUGCGCGGUCACGUGUAAUCAGUUUCUUUUGCGUCUUGUGUUUAUCUUCUCAACCUGGUGAGAUGAUGAUGACAAACUGAACACGUCCUCACUGAAGCUCCAGGGGUCUCAUUCUAUUAUCGUCGCUCCCAUUACCAUGGGCACUACGCUGAGUGAACCCUGUAUCUACGACAAGCUCUCAGAGAGCAUCCACAUCCUGCGUCAUUCCGGAUACAGGUACGGCAUGUCCGAGAGGGAGAUUGAGAAGUUCAUCAAGCAGGUCCUGGAGACCAACGAACCUCGCAGAGAACCUACACAGUUCCCCGUCCUGAGGACCAUUGCCAAGGUGGUUGUUGUAAUGUGUGUGCUGCUGGGCUUGGCGUUUGUGUACGCUCAGUGUUUACCUGCGUCCGGCUCGGGCAGUGCAGUGGAGCAGUACAACUGGUCAUCACCUCUGAGUCACAUCCGCCUGCUGUCCCUCCCCAUCGCCAAGAAGUACAAACUGCACCGUUUCCAUGCAUGGUGGAGUGUGCGUCACGCACUGCGAAACUGUUCUGGAUGUUCCAGUGUUUUUACGGUGUCCACAUUGUUAAACACAGUGUCUUUACAAACACACACACAGCCUGUGUUAGUUAAGGGUGGAGCUUCUCUGUGUUUGAGGAAGGAGCAGUUGAAGAUGCUGCACUCAUCACACUCUGGCUUGCUCACCAUCCUGAAGGAUGAAGUGAUAUCAGAAGUUUUCCCUCAGAGCUCAGCCAACUUCAGCCUUCUCUGGAGGGUCGACUCAAGGUUCAGAGAGGAAAUGUUUCAUUCACUCUUCCCUAAUGCACGUCUCGGCCCCCUACUGCAGAGUGUAGGGAGUACAAUCCAGCGCUGCAGAAUCACACACACAAGCAGCUCUCAGAGCCGGGGACAGUGUGUUGUAGGUUGGCUGUUGGUUGGUGACGGCUUUCCGACUGUGCAUGUGUUUCCGCAUCAGCGCUGUCAAACACACUGCAGCUCCUUUAACUGGUGCCUGGAACCAGGAGAUCUGGUGUAUGCAGAUCCACAGUUCUGGCAGCUGGAGAUGUUCCCUGGUCGAGGAGAGAAUGUGGUGUGUGACGGCUCCGGGCGUGUCUGAUUCCAGCGUGCUUCCUUCAGCGCUUCAUGUGUGUAGUAAAGUGCAGUUCUGCCUCUAUUGUGUUCAGUAAACACUGCUGGCAGAGUCUCUGCUCUCGGGGCAGACAGGACUGUGUGUGUCUCCCCGUCUGUCUCCACGGCCAGACGUGUCCACCGAGUCUCAACUUCUUCAAGGUGUGUCUCAGUUUGUGAUCAGACACCGUGCUCAGGUUCUCUGCCACGCUGUAGUGUCUGUUCAGGGACACACAACACUCCAUUUUACUCUGGAGAUGCUUUCAGUUUUCCAGUAGCUUAGAUACUUCACUCUCAGGGGUCGUGUCAUUUGGUUCAUUCUAAUUGGGUUUGUGGGUUUCCUCCGAUCCUGAGUCACUGUUGUGAGUGUGUGAUGGUGGUCUUCCUGUGAUACGAGCAGAUCACGCAUCCCUGUACUGGCUGUGGUCUUUCCAGGAGCCAGAGGGACAGGUGGCUCAGUGGAUAGAACGCUUGCAGGAGUUUCAAUUUACCAUUCAGCAUUGGAAGGGGAAAAGGCAUCAGAAUGCACACGGGUUUCUGGGCCAGUAUUAAUGGGGCUGUGGUCCAUGUGAGAUGGCAUUACAUUGAAUAAGGGAGUGUUGUAGAAGGGAUUUUUGGAACUUGCAACUGGUGUAACCAAGUGGCAGACAGUAGUGCCUUAGUCAUGUCAUCACUUGGUCUUGGAGGCAAUACAUGGGCAGCCGGGGGUUGGUCAUUUUGGAGUGAAUAAAACAUUAAAAAGGGUGCGGCAGGUGUUCCAGUAGAACACGCAGCAUGAUACAUGAUAGCAUGAUAGCAACAUGAUACACUGCUAAAAAAGAGCCACGGGGUCAGUCCCAACAGCAGUUGGUCGGCUGUCCCAUGGACUGUGUGGCAGUGGAUGAAUUGGGGGCAUUUCCACAGACCCCCAGAGGAAAUCGGUUCGCGGUGGUGGAUUAUUUUACAAAAUGGACAAAGGCCUACGCAGGUCCAAAUCAGGAGGCAUUUUAUUUUGGUUAGACUAAGGCACGCCUGUGCAAUAAUUAUGCUGUCUAAUCAGCAUCUUGAUCUGCCACACCGGUGAGGUGGAUGGAUUAUCUCACAAAUCAGAAGUGCUCACUAACAAAGACUUAGACAGAUUUGUGAACAAUAUUUCAGAGAAAUAUGCCUUUUGACCCAGAAAGUCCACAACUCAACCCUUCGUAUGAAAGGAAAUUCAUUGAUUGAACCGGACAACCUGAUUCAGACCUUCUAGCUUCUUUUUGGACUAAUCUAUUUGCUGCAAUUGAACUAUACAAAGUGUAAGAAAAACCCUUUUCAUUUUGUCCAGUAGGGAUACCUUUAUCUUGGACAGGUUGAUUUUCUUCUAUUUUAAAGGUGUUGGAAAAAAGCAGUGGCCAAUUUUGUUGUCAAUUUGUUUCCCCACUUGCUUGUAUGAUGUAAGAGUAAAGGGAUUUAGAUGAGAAGAAGAGGACCAGGGGAAACCUGUUGGAACACAACCAAACACACAUCAGUAUUUUUGUUUUCAUUUUCAUGCUUCAGCACUGACUGAAUGUUUCAGAUUAAUGUAAAUGUAUAUACUGUAUGAAUGUGGGUGUUAGAAUUUGUAUAAGGUGAUUGUUAAGAAAAACUGCAGCUAUUCAAAUAUUCAGUGAAUAUUAAAUGUAAUUCUGAUA
This is a messenger RNA of Silurus meridionalis, 3161 nucleotides long. It is a transcript of the gene c19h6orf89, whose product is annotated as chromosome 19 C6orf89 homolog. The record is from RefSeq and is a predicted model, not a curated record. Bases 533 to 1495 code for a protein of 320 amino acids. The transcript has 7 exons. NCBI's taxonomy places the organism in Eukaryota, Metazoa, Chordata, Actinopteri, Siluriformes, Siluridae. Gene Ontology annotation, cellular component: nucleolus; Golgi membrane.